Oenanthe melanoleuca is the source of this 1828-nucleotide messenger RNA. RefSeq lists its product as uncharacterized. Bases 103 to 1554 code for a protein of 483 amino acids. NCBI's taxonomy places the organism in Eukaryota, Metazoa, Chordata, Aves, Passeriformes, Muscicapidae. The record is from RefSeq and is a predicted model, not a curated record. The transcript is spliced from 5 exons.
GGCCACCAGACCAGUUGUUGUGUCUCUGGAGCAAGAGUCAGCGUGGGAUCACAAUACCAUGAGAGCCCCAGAAGACCACAGCUGGGAGGAGAUUCCAGGAAAAUGGACCCUGAACUGCUGAAGCUCCCACUUGCAGUCAAGAUCCCUGUGCCACCUGGAACCAAGCCUGUCUUCUCCAGGGGAAAGCUGGGCCAAAAUCUUAAUGGGCCAUGUCCUUCUUUCAAUCUGGACGAUCCCUACAUCCACCACCCUGCACCACCAGUGCAGUACAACCGCCUGCAUGACCCCCACCUUCAGGACUACCACAAGCGCAAGGACAUCCUGCGGAUGCUGAAGAGACAGGGAGUCAUCACCAGGGACAACAAGGUGGUUUGUACUCUGAAGGAGUUCAACGAGUACAGGCACUACCUGACCAGGAUCAAGCUGCAGUCAGAGAAGAUCUUGAGGCAGCAAGAGGAAAGGCUUCUGCCACUUCAGGAGAAAUUAAAGGAUGGUCCCAAACUGCCAGGACCCACUGACACUUCCCGCCGGCAGAAGCAGCGGCUUCAGCCUCCGAAACCUUCUUGUCCACGUCCACAGAAGAGCAAAAAGAUCCCCCUGAAACUGGGGAGAUUCAGAAGAGUGAAAAUAGCUUCACACAAGGGCAAAACUUACUCCAGAGCUGAGCUGGGCACUGCUGCUGACUCCCAGAGGAAGCCGCACAAGGCUGCUCGCUGCCUCUUUAAAGCUGUCCUUAGGCAGCUGACCGCAGAAGAAGCCCAGAUGCUCCAAGAGCUGGUUGAGAUCAUUGUCUACAGAGUGUUUGUGAGGCUCAAGGUUCCUCGGAACCAGCGUGUCAACUUCUUAAGGAAUGCUGCCCAGGGGAUCAGAGAAAGCAUUUUCAGCAGCUGCAGAAGAGAGCCUGCAGAUCCGCCUCUAGACCGCCAUCAGAAAAUAGGAAUGGUGGCCAAAGAGCUUUUAGCAAUGGUGUUGGAGGGCUUGGGAUACUGUCUGGAGCCCAAAGCUUUUAAAUCAAGGAGGGCAGCCAGGUGGAAUGAGCAGCCUGUUGAUGGAGGAGCCACCCUAGUGGACAAAUCCGAGGAAGAUGAAGCAUCCUCAUCAGACAGAGCACAUUUACACGCUUGCCUUGACAAUCUCACCAUUCAAGUUGUUAAGAAUGUUUGCUGCUUCUUGAAAUUCAUGGUAGCUUCUCAGUUUGAAGGAGACUCCAGCUGUGAGUACACCAAAAUCCCGGAGUUUCCCAGAGGUAGGGUCUACAGCAGGCAGAUGCAGCCAGGAAUCUCUGGAGCAUCUAAAAGACGGAGCCAGAAAGCAAGAACAGGAGUAAAGCUGCCUGCCCUAGGACCACAGCUCCGAGAAGGGACUGGCUAUGCCAAAAUCAUGAAACGCAAGCAUCCUGCAAAGGUGAAGGAGAGAUUGGUGAGAGGAAGGAACCCAGCAACCUCAGGCAACACUUUGGACAUAAGGACCAUGGCAAAUCGGAUCAUUCACUCUGUGUUAGUAUGGGUUGUUUGGCGCAGGCCUGCGCCGACCCCCACACAGAAUUUGCAGUGACCUGUCCCAAGCCCAUCCCAAGGCGGAGAGGAGAGCUGUGCUGCUGAGGACACUCUCCCCUCCGUGGACCCGCAGUUUUCCCGACAGCCCGUCCCUCUGGAGGGUCCCCAGCCCCCUGCCCAGACCGGAGCACGGCGCAGAUCAGUGAACCCACAGCUCGUCUGAGGCGGGCGAGGUGUGUGGCAGGAGAGCUGAAGGGCCUCUGAAUGGCAAACCUGACACCCCUGUUCCGUCAAUAAAGAGUUACUGCUAAGACCUUGCUUGUGCUUCCUCC